Messenger RNA from Saitoella complicata NRRL Y-17804, 471 nucleotides. Its product is annotated as calmodulin B. The record is from RefSeq and is a predicted model, not a curated record. The transcript is spliced from 2 exons. NCBI's taxonomy places the organism in Eukaryota, Fungi, Ascomycota, Saitoellomycetes, Saitoellales, Saitoellaceae. The coding region runs from base 1 to 471 and encodes 156 amino acids. Gene Ontology annotation, molecular function: calcium ion binding; enzyme regulator activity.
AUGUCUGCUGACCUUACUGAAGAACAAAUUCGCGAAUUCAAGGAGGCUUUCUCCCUUUUCGACCGUGACGGUGAUGGCAGCAUCACCACCAAGGAGCUUGGAACCGUCAUGCGAUCGCUUGGACAGAACCCCACCGAGGCCGAGCUGCAAGAUAUGAUCAACGAAGUCGAUGCCGACGGCAAUGGCAGCAUUGACUUCCCCGAGUUCUUGACAAUGAUGGCCCGCAAGAUGAAGGACACCGACUCGGAAGAGGAAAUUAAGGAGGCUUUUAAGGUUUUUGACAAGGACGGCAAUGGUUUUAUUUCCGCUGCUGAGUUGAGGCAUGUCAUGACAAAUCUCGGCGAGAAGUUGACCGACAGCGAGGUGGAGGAGAUGAUUAGGGAGGCUGAUGUUGACGGUGACGGCCAAAUCAAGUUCGUUCACCUGAAUGUUCCUAUGCAGUGCAUUGCUAAUCAGUUGAUACAGCUAUGA